UCGCGGAACGUCAUCUUGCAUUUGUCUAUUGUUCAUCGUUCUUUGCGUGCGUCCUAAAGUUUUUUCUUUGUUAUUAUUUUGCAAUUAGACGCGUCGCAAUCGAACUAUAAAUAUUGAAAAAACUUAAUUUAGUGUGAAAGUUUGUUUAUGUUCUAUUUAUAAAGUGAAUUAGUGCAAGGUGAAGCGAUGUAAUUUCGAUUUGAAGUUGCGGAAUUUCAGUGAAUUUUUCGAGUUCUGCUAGUCGUUCGCAAUCAGUGGAAUUCGGCUCGCGCCUGCCUCCGCUCAUACGUUUCUCCAAUAAGAUUUCAGCGAUUCCAAUGAGAUCUAUUACAAUAAAUUGUUCGCUACUCGGAUGUAUGCUGUGGUCGCGUUCGCCGUUCCGUGUCCGUGUGGCUGAUUAUCCGCCUGCUGCUGGUUGCCUCGUCUUGGAUUUGCCUCAAAUGUAAACUUUCCGCACGUGUAAAAAAUAAAAUGCCAAUAGUGUACUAAAUGAAAUAGUUUACCAAAUACUUAUGAUCAAGAUCUUAGCAAGCUGAAUACCAAAAGUAGUCAUCAAGGAAUGCGCGUUGAACCGUUUCUCAGUUUGUAAAGUUGUUGUUAACGUCGUUGAUAAAGAAUAAAUAAAAAGUGCAAAUAUUUUACAACAAAGUGUGUUGUAAGUCUAUAGUGAUGUGGAUUCUUAUUCAAAUUAACUGUUUUUGUGCUUUUCGCAGAAUUUACACAUUGAAAAUAUUGUAAAUACAAUAAAAAAAUACAACGGCGCUCUACUAUGCCACGAUUGCUCACUAGCACUCCCGCAACACUUAUCUUGAUUAAAUAUUAUACUAAGAAUAAAGUGGAUCACAAUACGACAAAAGUAGCCAAGUAGUCAAAUCAGCCUAUAGUCUACACAAAAAAGUAGUAGAUAAAAAAGUAAAGCUUGAGCCAAAGUCGGAAAGUUACAAAGAACAAAAGCCAACAAAACCUAGGCUAGGAAAAGUGUGCAAUCGGCAACCAAAAAAAAAAAAAAUUUAUAUUUUUGGCUUUGCUUAAGUGACUUGAUUGUGAUAUGACUACUAAAUAUCACAAGAAUGCAUCCAGCGGGCGAAAAAAGGGGUCGCCCCAAAAAUAAAUAUACAGCCGAGGCGCUCGAAUCUAUUAAACAAGAUCUGACGCGAUUUCAAGUACAAAGGGAUAAUGGUGCAGCACAGAAUUUCACACCGUUGCGGUACAAUGCUGUUAAUGGUGGUCGUUCCGACCCGCCGGAUUAUAUGCACGCCAAGUUGAUGGAACCACUGCCAUCGGUGUCACCAUUACCUGUCGCACCACCGCCUAAUCCCCAACUAAAUGGGCAUGUACCAAAAGUUCUGCCACCGGGUCUUAUUUCGUCGAAAUUGAAUCGAAAGCCAAGCAUCGAACGGGAAACUCCGCUUAAUUAUCUGCAGCGAUGUAGUCCGGCAUUGGAUUCUGGUGCAGGCAGUUCCCGCUCGGACAGCCCGCAUUCGCAUCAACAAGUCGCAAAUGCUGGACGCGUCGGAACUGGACAAUAUUCACCGUCACCUUCCAGUUUCAGCGAUGUUGGGCCGCCGGCACCGCCGCCACGGCAUCCGACAACGGUAAAUUCCGCAACACCGCCGCCGCCACCUCCCAAUCAGCACUACAAACGGCGAUCUCCUGCAAAUACACGGCCAGCGGCGAUCACACCCAGUCCAACAACACGCGGCACUUCCCCAGUUAUAGUACGUAACGGCAUUAAGGCACAACAACAACUGUCACAAAUGAAGGCGCUAAGCCUGUAUCAAGCUGGUGGCAACGCCGUUGAACCGCCGCCUCCGCCGUAUCCUAUCAAUACAGUGGUGGUAGCGACAUCAGCGCCGCCGCCUAGCUACACGGCCUCCAUGCAAUCACGUCAGUCGCCCACGCAGUCACAAUCCGACUAUCGAAAGUCUCCAAGCAGCGGCAUAUACUCAGCCACCUCUGCCGGCUCGCCCAGCCCCAUCACUGUGACAAACAGCGCGAACCUACCACUGCAGCCGACCGCUGUGGCGCGUCCGCAGCCGCGAACCUACGCGCGCACCCAGCAGCCAAUCAUCAUGCAAAGUGUGAGAUCGACGCAGGUGCAAAAGCCGGUUCUGCAAACAGCGGUGGCGAUACAGACACCGGUAUCGGCGUCGGCCUGCAAUUCUCCUGUACACAUUAUGCCCGUGCCACCUUCAUACCCCCAAAAAUCCGCCGUCGUAGUACAACAGCAGCAAGCAGCUCAACAGCAAUCGCCGUUGUUGGCUGGUGGCGUUCCUACCACGCUAAGCGCUGCGGGCAAGUCAGCGACUCCCACUACGCCGCCGCUUAUUGCGAACGCGCUAAACGGCACCGUGGUAAGCAAACCGCCCUGCAUCGAGCCACCUUCGUAUACCGUAACAAUGCAGGCGAAGGCCGCUCAGCAUCAUCAGCAGCAACAACAGCAACCAUCAUCAGCAGCUGUCACUGCAGCCCAGUUGCGCGCAGCUGCAGCUUUAGUUGCACAACAACAGCAACAGCAGCAGCAAAAGCAGGUGAGCGCAGUACCAGUUCCAGCACGUCAGUUGCCCCCACCACCGCCCUACCAGAGCACACGCGCUGCUGCUGCGCCACCGACGCUCACUAUUGCGGAUAUGAGUGGCAAUAAUAAUAUGAUGGAAAUUAAGGCAAAUAACAAGGUGGCGCUCCACAACAACAUAAUAAAUAAUAACCAAAUCACAAACAGCAACUUGACAACAACACCGCCAAUACCACCGGCGAAAAAUAGCGGUGGCAGUGGUGGCACAACCAGUUCUGGCAGUGGGGGCGGUGCAUCACCAGCGGCAUCGAGUACCGCAGUGGCAGGUGGCGCCGUUAGCAAAGGCGGAAGUGGUGGAGAGAAAGUCAAGCACGCCUCGCCCAUACCAGAGCGAAAAAAAGUCUCCAAAGAAAAAGAAGAGGAGCGCAAAGAAUGCCGCAUAACGCAGUACUCCCCUCAGGCUUAUAAAUUCUACAUGGAACAGCACAUCGAAAACGUGAUCAAGUCAUGCAAGCAACGUGCGUAUCGAAAGAACCAACUGGAAAAGGAGAUGUCACGCAUGUGUUUGCCCCAGCAGGCGCAAGUGGAGAUGCGGAAAAUGUUAAGCCAAAAGGAGAGUAAUUAUAUACGCUUGAAACGCGCCAAAAUGAACAAAAGCAUGUUUGAGAAAAUCAAGGACAUAGGUUUGGGCGCAUUCGGUGAGGUGUCGCUGGUUAGAAAGAUUGACACAACGAAUCAUCUGUAUGCCAUGAAGACGCUACGCAAGGCGGAUGUACUGAAGCGUAACCAGGUGGCGCAUGUGAAAGCAGAACGUGAUAUUUUAGCGGAGGCCGAUAACAAUUGGGUUGUUAAAUUAUACUAUAGUUUUCAGGAUAAGGAAAAUUUAUAUUUUGUGAUGGACUACAUACCGGGCGGCGACUUGAUGUCUCUAUUAAUUAAGAAAGGCAUAUUUGAAGAACCUUUAGCGCGGUUCUACAUUGCCGAAUUGACAUGCGCUGUUGAAAGUGUACACAAAAUGGGUUUUAUUCAUAGGGAUAUCAAACCUGACAAUAUACUCAUCGAUAGGGAUGGUCAUAUUAAAUUGACGGAUUUUGGAUUAUGUACUGGGUUUAGAUGGACACACAAUUCUAAAUAUUAUCAGGAAAAUGGCAACCAUUCGCGACAAGAUUCAAUGGAGCCUUGGGAAGAGUACUCCGAAAAUGGGCACAGACCAACAGUCUUAGAAAGGCGACGCAUCCGCGAUCAUCAAAGAGUAUUGGCACAUUCACUGGUGGGAACGCCAAAUUAUAUUGCACCAGAAGUGCUGGAACGUAGUGGUUACACGCAGCUUUGUGAUUGGUGGAGCGUUGGUGUUAUACUCUAUGAAAUGUUAGUCGGGCAACCGCCAUUUUAUGCGAGUACUCCAGUAGAAACACAACAAAAAGUAAUAAAUUGGGAAAAAACUCUGCACAUACCGCCGCAAGCGAAAUUAACCCCAGAAGCUACUGACCUGAUACGACGCUUAUGUUCGUCAGCGGAUAAGCGUCUUGGCAAAAAUACAGAAGAAGUGAAAGCGCACCCAUUUUUCAAGGGUGUAGAUUUUGCUGAUAUGCGCCAGCAAACUGCACCCUAUAUUCCAAAGAUAGAAUUUCCCACAGAUACGUCCAAUUUUGAUCCGAUUGAUCCGGAUAAAUUACGUUCGAAUAAUUCAAAUGUAAGCGGCGAUGAUUUUGCUGAUAGCGACAGACAGUUCCAUGGAUUUUUCGAAUUUACAUUUAGGAGAUUUUUCGAUGAUAGAUUCAAUCCUGAGAUGACAGACGAUCAUUCAACGUAUCAGGACGUCGGAAAUACAACACAGAGCAAUCAUAAUGCAAACGAACAGUUUAUUUAGUCAUUUAAGUAGUUAAUAGGGGAAACUUAUAAAUACAAAAGUAUAAGAAAUUGUGUUUGUAUGCAGUUAGUUAUGUAGUUAAUUAAUGUAAUGUCACAAAAAUCUCCUAGUUUGAAGUUUGAAUAAGAGCAAAGGUAUAGCAGACUGUUAAUGCAAUAUUUAAUAUAAAACCUUAUCGCCCACCGUAAAAAAGAGAAAAAAAGAAAGGGGGGGAAAGUACACAUAAAUAUAUCAGCAGAUAUACAUAAACGAUCGUUGUGCUAAAUAUCAAAAUAUAUUAUCUGCAUACUAGUUCAUGCCAGUGGUGCACACAUAUUUCAUCCGAUGCAAAAUGUGAAAUAGAAAAUUAUUAAUUACAUUUGUAAAAAUUUUUUCUUAGUUUUUUUACCGCUGAACAUCGACUGUUAAAGUUUUU
Messenger RNA from Rhagoletis pomonella (apple maggot), 4800 nucleotides. It is a transcript of the gene wts, whose product is annotated as serine/threonine-protein kinase Warts. Gene Ontology annotation, molecular function: protein serine/threonine kinase activity; ATP binding. Gene Ontology annotation, biological process: regulation of organ growth; peptidyl-serine phosphorylation; positive regulation of apoptotic process. The record is from RefSeq and is a predicted model, not a curated record. The transcript is spliced from 8 exons. Lineage: Eukaryota; Metazoa; Arthropoda; Insecta; Diptera; Tephritidae. Bases 1071 to 4385 code for a protein of 1104 amino acids.